Molecule: messenger RNA, 2136 nt
Organism: Gongylonema pulchrum
Lineage: Eukaryota; Metazoa; Nematoda; Chromadorea; Rhabditida; Gongylonematidae
Source: the annotation of a GenBank genome assembly
AUGCUGCUGGUUGCAGGUGCGCCGAUGAUAUCGAUUGCACCGUUGGAUCGGGUGCAGCGGUGCACUGGCGAGUGGAGCUUCUCGGUGCAUCCGGAGAUCGAGGCUCGUGUCAGUCGUGCGGUGCAGGAUGCCGUGUCCGAGUGGCGGAGACGCCGUCGUGAUGCACGCAGUGCAACAGCACUCGAGUCGAACUCCGCCUGUGCACGCACUCUUAUCAAUGCUUUCGAUUCAUUCCUAUCCUACGGGUUUAAAGAAGGGAAUCGCUUAUAUUGGCUGUAUGUGCGCGAAUUUAUGUCUCGAAGUGGCGUGGAUUAUCUGAAGCGAGAAUGGCGUGCCAGCACCGCUCGACAGCUCUCGUCUUUCCAGCACAACCCGGCACUCAUUCGAAAGUUUUAUCAGAAGGAGGCAUUGAUGGCAAAUCGCGCCCUUCUCGCACGUAUCGUCCAGCAGCUCGUCCAACUUGUCGAUGUGCAGUUCAGAUUUUUGAAACCAUUUGAGAGCCACAAUGGAGUUCCAUUAGCAGUUGUACGCCCAACACUGAUCGAUCUCGGACCGCCAAUGGCGAAUAACCGAUUGGCAGCUUCUUCAGCAGCGGUCGGAUUAUCACAGGACGAAGAAGAACGGAGGCAUGCAUCGAAUUGCUACAGUGAACGUGCAGCACAUUCUCUGGAUCAUUCAACGGUGGCGCUGCUUAACGUACCCAUAGCACCUGACUUCUCACCGCCGGAUAAUGAGAAGACCAAUGAGAGGAGCGGCGAAUUGGACGGUUCAGGACGUGCUUCGUACAAGGAGGGCAAUACUGCUACUGAUGCUAACGGAAAUGCUUCGAUAACAGAAACAGCUGUGAGUGCGCCAAUGGAUCCAUUCGAUAUAGCCCUGAAAACGAGCAUGUCCAAAGUGAAGCUAUCUGCGGAGAAUGAUGAGAAGCAGCAAAAUCAUCACGAACGCCGAGCAUCACCGCAACCAACUCUAACAGAUAUUCCAUUUGGGGAAGUGAGGUUGAAUAUGGGUGAAAUUAUUGCUCUCAGUAUAAACGUUUUCAAAUAUGACGCUGAAAGAUUCAUGCGUUUAUUCCAGGUUGGUCCGGACUUUCAAGUCUUAUAUUUCCGUGCCAAGAAGGAUUACAAUGUCCGUGCAGUGGGUUCUGGCAAAUUUUCAUCAACCCUUGAAAUAUGCACAGCAUGUAUGCAGCUGGGCGCUGCCAUUUUAGAUGUCAUAAAAUAUACAUAUGAGAAUUGUAUCUCGAGCUUGCAUCCUGAAAAAUCCAAAUUAAAUGUACAUACGGAAUCCACGCCGCAGCAUCUCAUUCUUCGCCGUUUUAUGUCAAAGGAGCUGCACGAGGACAAGCUUACACUUUAUGGCUACUAUCUUGCACAAUGGCGACAAACGAAUAUGUACAGCGCCAGUGUCGAAGGUUGUCAGCAUAGUGGCUUCUUGUACCAUAAGGAGAUUCGCGGCGGUAUUAUGCGGCUUCUUGGUUCCAACAGUUUCCAGCAGAGUUAUUUUCUUCUACAGAAUAAGAAGCUUUAUCAAUUUUCGGAUUCUACAUGCAAAUUCGGAGAGCGUGUAAUACCUGUCCGGGAUUCGGUAAUGGAUGUGGUGGAGCUCAAGGAUCGCUCUGCACAUAUGUUUGAAAUAUCGCUUGUUGAUGGUAGCAGAAUUCAGUUCAUAUGCCAAAGCGCUGCUGAUAUGCACAAGUGGGUAUCACUGAUUACGCUUGCCAUCACAUCCACUGAUUUGAACGACAAGCCGGCUGCCUGUGUAGUAUGUAUAUGUGAGAGAAGUAUUCUGGUGGCACAAGAAGGCAUGAACUGUGCCACUGAUGGGUUUAUGCGAUUGCUGGUACGCAUUGACCUGGCAUCGGUAUCGCAGGCAACUGGAGUAUUUGCUACUGAUCGUUCGGCAUGUGUCAUUAAGAAUAGUGGAAAAAUGGACUGGCUGUUGCUCAGGUCACCAGAUGAAGUGGACCGCUUGCUGGCGCAGCUCGACCAGCUUGGAAUGAGGAAGAUAAACUCGGAAGAAGGCGGCUCAUCGCGUUUAUCAGCGAUCCUCAAUUCGAUGUCACCAGCGCGCGAUAUUUUCCAGUUCACGAACUCCCUCGCGAACGAUGCAUUCGAGACGUCGCUGGACCUCUGA